AUGCUGUACAUUUGCAUUCUGCAGUCGUGCAUUGAGUUGGUCUUGACAUACGAUACGAAUAUCGGAGAUAUUGACACGUUCAACAUUGGGCCAUUGAUUAUUCACUGCGCGAGGUCUUUGCUGACAGUUUUUAUUGUGAUUCUCGUGUGUCUUCGCGAAUCACCUUGCUGCGCGAGCCCCUUCUUGCGUGGCGCCCUCUUGGCAGUUUCGGAGAGACCAUUGAGAUCAAUCGUUGAGGUAUUUCAGGCGUUUCGAGUCAAUGCAUGCGAUUCUGUGCUUAUGGAGACAUUGAUCAAUUCAUGCAUGUUGUGA
Messenger RNA from Prorocentrum cordatum, 312 nucleotides. The record is from the annotation of a GenBank genome assembly. Lineage: Eukaryota; Dinophyceae; Prorocentrales; Prorocentraceae.